UACAAGUCCAUCUAGCGAGCACUCCAGUCACAAGAUGAUGCUAUUGUUCUUGUUUGCUUUGAUUAUGUCUGCAGUUUUGCUGUUUGGCAUGGUCUUUUUUAUUAUCCUAUUUUCGGAUUUAGAAGCAGAUUACAUUAACCCAAUUGACUUGUGCAACAAGUUGAACCAAUUUGUUAUUCCGGAACAUUUGGCUCAUGCGGUUUUGUGGUUCCUUUUUCUUAUAACCGGAAACUGGACUGCAAUGCUGAUCAAUACACCAUUGCUUGUUUGGCAUGCAUACAAGAUCUCAAACAAUCGGCACAUGUACGAUGCUACUGAGAUUUUUCGAACUAUAUCCUCCCAUAAACUGGAAUCCUUCCUUAAACUUGCGUUUUAUUUAGUCACCUUUUUCUACUACCUAUAUCGAAUGAUUGAGGCGCUGAUUGCCACUCCGCCUCCCGCAGCUCGACAUUGA
Molecule: messenger RNA, 454 nt
Organism: Batrachochytrium dendrobatidis JAM81
Lineage: Eukaryota; Fungi; Chytridiomycota; Chytridiomycetes; Rhizophydiales
Exons: 5
Coding region: 35-454 (139 amino acids)
Biological process (GO): endoplasmic reticulum to Golgi vesicle-mediated transport
Cellular component (GO): endoplasmic reticulum membrane; COPII-coated ER to Golgi transport vesicle
Source: RefSeq, a predicted model, not a curated record